AGUGAACGUCAGCGUUUUGACGUGGACGGCUGUAUCGCGUUCGUUCGUACGCUUGUCGGCCAUAGAGAAAAAAAACAUUUCGCGCGUCUUUUGACAGCUAAUUUGAAACUUUUUAGUGCGUUCGGAAAUUGGACUGAAAUUGAAGUGUGGUUCAUACAAUUAAUGCUGAAUAAAUUGGAGUCCUAAUUUGCAGUGUUAAUUAUCGGCUUGGAGUGGCCGUUGAGACGCUAUAAAGUGAUGAAUCAGUGAACGCCGGCUAAUUAAUAGCGCACUGUUGCUACGAAAACAAAUCUUAACGCCUCCAACUACCGCAGUAUAUUUGAGGUGAACGGCUCCGGCAGGCAGCAAGCUGUUUUACCCUUACCUGAAGACGUCUUCCCUUCACAGGGACUUCCUGUUUGCCAGUGGCUCCGAGGCCAUUGCAAUCACAGCCUUUAUGAAAAAUGAAAAUCCGUAUGUGUCGGUUUCGAAUGAAGGGCACAUUGAGUCUAGGACAUGCCACGAGUCGGGAUGCGAGGCUGAUAUGCUGGAGGGCUCGGAGGUGGGACGGCACUCGCCGCCCCGGCCGCAGCAGGAGCCCAUUAAUCUCAAGAAUGAGCAGGCGGAAUCGGACCGCGAGAGCGGCGCGAGCUCGCCGGAGGGCGGCGGGCGGCAGCUAGCCGAGGCACGUUCCCCAUCGCCACCGCGUGCCCGCACGCCGCACCAUCAGCCGCACUUGAAUGGCUCCAUGGCGUCGAUGUUCCAAAAUCUGCAAAACCUGGCAAACAUGCAGCAGAACAUGCCGCCGAUGUCGCAACAGCAAAUGUCGCAGCAGAUGUCGCAACAAAUGUCGCAGCUGGCAGCCAACCUGCAGGGGCUCACCUCCAUGCCCUCGAACCCGGUUAUCAACUCACCUCUUAACCUCAGCGUUAGUGCUCCAGGCAUGGGAUCACCGAACCCUGUAGGCAACAGUAACAUGCUGCCUCCAGCAAUGCCUUCCCCGAUGCCGCAGCUCAUUCUCGCUUCGGGACAGCUGGUCCAGGGCAUCCAAGGUGCACAACUCCUUAUACCCACAUCCCAAGGUAUCGCGACGCAAACCAUCCUUACGAUACCGGUAAACCAUGUGAACUCGAAUGAUCAAAUGGUAAAUCUGGCUUUGAACAAUGGCCAGGUCGUGUCCACAUCGCUCGCCAACCUCCAAGCGAUGGCGCAACCUCACCAGCUCCUCAAUUCCAAUCCGCAACAGACGGCGAACAUUCGACCAAACAUGUUAAACCCAACAUUGCAGAAUGCGCUACUGAAUCCGGGUUUGCCAAACUUCUUGACAAACGGUGCGACCAAUGCGCAGGAGUUGCUCCAAGCGUUACAACAGCCGCAAGGCAAUCACAACCUUCUGCAGACGGUGCAACAGAACAAUUUACCGCAACAGAUGCAAGGACGUCGCUCGUCGUCGCCACGCCCGGACAGACAUUACAAAGAAAGGGAGAACUUUGACAGAUUUGGCGGAGGUCCCAGAGAUAGAAAUGAAAGGGAUAAUUCUGGCGCUGCUGCUCUAAACAGUAUUAACAGGCUCGCUGCGUCUAACGGCGAAAUCACAAUCACGACGUCGCACGCGAGCGGCGUGCCGAGCAGCGCGACGAGCGGCUCGGGCAGCGGAUCAGCUCCCAACGCAUCGCCACACGCGCCGGUCAAGAUGUCGCCAGGCUCAGUGAAAUCGCCCUCGCAGGAUGACUCGGAUUUACUUGCCGAUUCGCCAAAUCAACCCACAAUCAGUCAAUCCUCGGGUAACGUAGUCGACGGCAUCAACUUAGAAGAUAUCAAGGAAUUCGCAAAGGCCUUCAAACUAAGGCGGCUCGGUCUAGGCCUCACUCAGACACAAGUGGGCCAGGCUCUAUCUGUCACUGAAGGUCCAGCGUAUAGCCAAAGCGCUAUUUGCAGUGCCCUGGCUUCGCAGAUGCUAGCAGCUCAGCUGUCUUCACAGCAACAAAACAUAUUUGAGAAAUUGGAUAUAACACCAAAAAGUGCGCAGAAAAUCAAACCGGUGCUUGAACGUUGGAUGAAGGAAGCCGAAGAGAGGUACGCAUCAGGACAGAAUCACCUGACGGAUUUCAUCGGCAUGGAGCCAAGUAAAAAGCGUAAACGGCGGACGUCGUUCACUCCUCAAGCGCUGGAACUACUGAACGCCCACUUCGAGAGAAACACGCAUCCUUCUGGCACAGAAAUCACCGGCUUGGCGCAUCAAUUAGGCUACGAACGCGAAGUUAUCAGAAUAUGGUUCUGCAAUAAGCGUCAAGCUCUAAAGAACACCGUUCGGAUGAUGUCCAAGGGAAUGGUUUAAGCAUAACCUACAAUUAGUAAUAAUAAAUUUCGCGCCAUGUGAGAUACAAUACAAGUCCGAUAUAAUAGUGAUGGGCAGUUUUUAACAAUAUCGAUAAUUUUGCUUCGGGCAGCACGUAGAGUUUUACGUGACACGUUUUAGUUCGCAAUGAUAUUUACAUGUUAUUCGAUGUUCUCUCUCGGUGUAUUGUUGGUAAACAUUUGGCCUUAACACGAAUCUGUUGCGAUUCCAGCCAAGUAUUAAAGUAAGUUUCUUUUGAAUAAAAUGUAAUUGUAAAAUACAAUUUCGACUGAUAUACUCGUCUCGUAGAUACUUUUACAAUGAUAUGAAUGGUAUGCGUAGUUUAACAUAGGUGUUUAGUACAAAAGAAAAUGAAUGACUGUCAUUGUAAUACUCUUAAAUGUAAUCAAAAUUAAUUACAACUUUUAAAAAUACUACAGAAACAAUGCUUAGGAUCAAGUAAAAUAUCUCAUUUAUGGCAUUAUCUUCAUCUUAUUAUCUAAAGCAUAAGGUCUAAAUUCCUCAAAAUUGUGCACACCCGAGUUUUAUUAGAUUACAAUUUUAUUUGUAAAAAUAUUGCAUUUUGUAAAUAAGUACAAUAAAAACUGAAGUCUCGGCGAUAUACUAGCUACUAGAGAUAUUAAUUUAUUGAAAUACUCUUGAGUUUUUCGUUUUUCUUAGUGAAUGUUGCACUAUCUAGUUAUAGGGAUACUAUGGAUAUUAUGAAAGUAGUUGAAAUGUGUCGUCUUAGUGGCCUACUGAGAGUUUUUUCAAAUGUUAGUUUUUGUUAAUAGAUAGACGUAAAGCGAUGUGUAUAGAUUAAUUACUUAUACAUUAUCGUAAAUUGUAAAUAUUGUUCACGUAAUUUUAGUUCAUUAAAACGUAUUAUUAGUUUUAUGUACCUAUAAUGGAUAAGUUCUAGCUUUUUAAGAUAUUUACGUAGAAGUUCAAGUUGGAUUUUGUUGCGAUAUGCAUAAGCGUGAUUUUUUUACAAAAAGAAAUUUGCCUUAAUUUACAACUUUUUGAAUUGUUUCAUUAAUAUAAGUCAUUUUCUAAUACAAAUUACAUGUAACUGGAGGUCUAUAAACAUUUAUACGAAUACGGUGCGUAUUGUUUCGCGUGCAUACUUUUUGGGUAGAUACAAAUUUAAAAAACUAUUGAAAUUACCUCGCAUUUGGAAAGUAGAUUUUGAAAUAUUAUAUACUUAUAGAUUUUUCAAAAAAUAAAUAAAUUAUAUAUUAUGUUUUAAAUGCUCGAAAAGUAUGCAGACGUACUUAGAAAAUAAUUACUUUAAAUCAAAGGAAAUAUGUUUUAGAGACAAAAUAGAUACAAAUAACAGCAAAUGCUCAGUAAUAAAUAAUAGACUCCUAUGAAGUCCUAUUUCGCUUUUGCUCCGAAUAACUUAUGUUCUCUAUGUUAUAGUACUGUGCUAUGUACCUAUUAUUUUAGGUUAUAAAGUUGUAGAAUAAGACCUCCUGUUAAGUGUAUUGCGAUAGUUAUAAGGCUGUAAAUUAACGUAUGUUAAUGACCAAUGAAAACCAACUUGUGAUCAUUAAUAUUUGUACUGUUACCUACUACUGUAACAAGAGUCGUUAAAAAAUAAUAUUAUAAAAAAUUGAACAUAUUUUUCGGCUGUUGAAAAAUUGUAAAUACAAUAUUAAGGAUAAUAAAAAAACUAUUUGGAUUAAUAUUUAGGAAACAAAGGGGAAAAAUAUUAUCGAAAUUUAUAUUUUCAAAAAUUAUUACAAGUGCAAAAAAAUUGUGUAUUUAAUGAGAAAAAAUCUAGGAAUGUUCGGCCAUAAUCUAAAUUAAUUCAAGAAACGGGGUUUUUUAUCGACUUCAACACAUCACUACAACCACAACAAACAGUAAGGUAAACAGUCAAUUGAAAAAAGUGCGAUGCGAUGUUGCUCGUAAAAUGUACUUAUUAUGGAAUCAGGUUUUUUAUAAUCACUUACAAACGCUUUACUUUGAAAACAAUUUUUAUUACAAUUAAUCUACAUUUUAGUUAUUAUUGAUUGGAUUCAUCAUAAAGUAUUGAAAUAAAAUUUCAAUGAAAUAAUAAAAUGAAAUAUAAACUCUAUCUAACUUUAUCUUUUCACUUUAUCCGUUUUACAAAGCGCAACAGUCAAAUCAAUUUAUUAAAAAACCUGAUUCCCCACAAACAUUAGUGUAAUAGAACGAGGCGUAGAACGCUAAGUACAAAUAAUAAUUUUAACGAUAAAACUGCUAGUCCCGUUACGAAUAAAGCUAUUUUUAACGAUAACACGGCAAAAUCGCGUUGCACCCUGGUUUUCAUGAUCCGCAUGUAUCUAUAAUAAAAUAGUUUAAAAUACAAUUAUAAAGGUCACAUAACUUCAUCUGUAACACAUAUUCAAACCAAACUGUAACAGUAUGUAAUAGUGUAUUAAUUUUUUCUUCCUGUAACGGUACCGAUUGAAAGACUAUGGCUGCUGGUUUAUGAGGAGGAGCAGAUUAAAGGCAGAUAACUGUUUG
Molecule: messenger RNA, 4813 nt
Organism: Parnassius mnemosyne (clouded apollo)
Lineage: Eukaryota; Metazoa; Arthropoda; Insecta; Lepidoptera; Papilionidae
Source: the annotation of a GenBank genome assembly